Polypterus senegalus (gray bichir) is the source of this 1242-nucleotide messenger RNA. RefSeq lists its product as uncharacterized. NCBI's taxonomy places the organism in Eukaryota, Metazoa, Chordata, Cladistia, Polypteriformes, Polypteridae. Bases 181 to 1242 code for a protein of 353 amino acids. The transcript is spliced from 9 exons. The record is from RefSeq and is a predicted model, not a curated record.
CAGAUAUCUUUAAAUCACUUCCUCUUUAUUUAAAAGUUGUACUCAUUAUUCAAAAAUCACAUCACUUCCUGUGAAAGGCUUCCGUUAAUCGUUCGUGUAUUAUAGAAUUACAAAUAUACUUGCAUUUCUGUUUUCCAACGUGCGAGUAGUGCAGUGUCACAAUCACGCCCCAGAGAUCACAUGUCAAGAGAGAGGGCUGAAGUCCAGCGCGUGUUAGCCCAGGCGCUGACAUUCGUACAUCAAGCAGAAGAAGAACUUGGAGCAGACAUGGAAGGGCAGAACUCGGCUGCAGAUUCUGAAGCGGCCGCAUUUGUUCGCGAAACUAGAGCCUUAUUUCAAAGACGUUCAACUGCAGAGACGAAUCACAGAAGAGGAGGCAGAAAAUAUAAAGGACGGGUUAGAGGCGAUAUUUGGAAAAGUAACUUGUUUCUGUUACAAAAACACAAUGAAGACUUUGUCCCUCCACCAUUAGAAAUGGCCAGGUUGACAAGAAAUGGUUUAGGUGUUCCUAAACAUGAACAGCCUGGUUCUACUGAAAGAUAUGGCUCAAAGUCAAUAAUUCAAAGGAAAUGGAAUUUUUCUCGUUUUGAGAAGUUUGUACAGGAUAGCUUUCCUGAAGCACCAUUGCAUUUGACCGGCUUCACCUUUGCAAAAGCAGAAAAAGGCAGACGUCUUAAAAAACUUGCUGCAACAACAAUACAUGAUUUAGAAUUGGAAAUUGGAAAAGGGAAGAUUUUUGUAGUUCCUGGACGAGAUCUACCUCUACCAGUUCAGCUGACAGAAGUAGGAAUGUCCUCAGUUACUUUUGCUGACAGACCUGAAACCAACUUGCAAAAUGAAGGUCAGACCCAAUUAGAAGAAGUGCAUGAUGCUUUGAGCUCAGAAAUUCAUCAUGUAGGGAACAACCAGGAGAGGCUAAAUGUCAAUGUACAGACUAUAGAAGACAGUCAUCCCCAACAUGAGACUCCUGUCUUAGAUGUUGAAGUUAGAGAAGAGUCAGUUCAGAGAGUAGCAGAUGUUACAAACCAACCAGAGUUUCAGUUGUUAUCUCUGACUACUGAGGCAGCAACAGCAACACCACCACCUUCUCCUUUUGCAUAUGUAAAUACUGGGACUCCAACAAUCCAAAUACACCAGUCACAUUCUGAGGAAAAGGAGUUGGAUCUUAAACAAGGUUUUUCUGAAUUGGAAUUGCUUGUUGAAGAUGAAAUUUGUAUCAGCAUAAGAAGAGAAAAAUCUUAG